AUGACUAAGCUACAAUUUGACACUGCUGAACCAGUCAGGAUCACACUUCCAAACGGUUUGACAUACGAGCAACCAACUGGUUUGUUCAUCAACAACAAGUUUAUGAAGGCUCAAGACGGCAAGACCUACCCCGUCGAAGACCCUUCCACUGAAACUACUAUCUGUGAGGUCUCUUCUGCCACCACUGAAGAUGUAGAAUAUGCUAUCGAAUGUGCCGACCGCGCCUUCCACGACACUGAAUGGGCUACUCAAGAUCCAAGAGAAAGAGGCCGUCUGCUGAGCAAGUUGGCCGAUGAACUAGAAAGCCAAAUUGAUUUGGCCUCCUCCAUCGAAGCCUUGGACAAUGGUAAAACUUUGGCCCUGGCCCGUGGUGAUGUUACCAUUGCCAUCAACUGUCUGAGAGAUGCUGCCGCUUAUGCCGACAAAAUCAAUGGUAGAACUAUCAACACCGGUGACGGCUACAUGAAUUUCACCACUUUAGAGCCAAUCGGUGUCUGUGGUCAAAUUAUCCCAUGGAACUUCCCAAUUAUGAUGUUGACCUGGAAGAUUGCCCCAGCCUUGGCUAUGGGUAACGUCUGUAUCUUGAAACCCGCUGCCGUCACACCUUUGAAUGCCCUAUACUUUGCUUCCUUGUGUAAGAAGGUUGGAAUUCCAGCUGGUGUCGUCAACAUCGUUCCAGGUCCUGGUAGAACUGUUGGUGCUGCUUUGACAAACGACCCAAGAAUCAGAAAAUUGGCCUUUACUGGUUCCACCGAAGUCGGUAAGAGUGUCGCUGUCGAUUCUUCUGAAUCUAACUUGAAGAAAAUCACUUUGGAACUAGGUGGUAAGUCUGCCCAUUUGGUCUUUGACGAUGCUGACAUCAAGAAGACUUUACCAAAUCUAGUUAACGGUAUCUUCAAGAACGCCGGUCAAAUUUGUUCUUCUGGUUCCAGAAUUUACGUUCAAGAAGGUAUUUACGACGAACUAUUGGCUGCUUUCAAGGCCUACUUGGAAACUGAAAUCAAAGUUGGUAAUCCAUUUGACAAGGCUAACUUCCAAGGUGCUAUCACCAAUCGUCAACAAUUCGACACAAUCAUGAACUACAUCGAUAUCGGUAAGAAAGAAGGCGCCAAGAUCUUAACUGGUGGUGAAAAAGUUGGUGACAAGGGUUAUUUCAUCAGACCAACCGUUUUCUACGACGUCAAAGAAGACAUGAGAAUUGUAAAGGAAGAAAUUUUUGGUCCGGUUGUUACCGUCGCAAAGUUCAAGACUUUGGAAGAAGGUGUCGAAAUGGCCAACAGCUCCGAAUUCGGUCUAGGUUCCGGUAUUGAAACAGAAUCUUUGAGCACAGGUUUGAAGGUAGCAAAGAUGUUGAAGGCUGGUACUGUCUGGAUCAACACAUACAACGAUUUCGACUCCAGAGUUCCAUUCGGUGGUGUUAAGCAAUCUGGUUACGGUAGAGAAAUGGGUGAAGAAGUCUACCAUGCAUACACCGAAGUAAAAGCUGUCAGAAUUAAGUUGUAA
Molecule: messenger RNA, 1503 nt
Organism: Saccharomyces paradoxus
Lineage: Eukaryota; Fungi; Ascomycota; Saccharomycetes; Saccharomycetales; Saccharomycetaceae
Gene: ALD6
Product: aldehyde dehydrogenase (NADP(+)) ALD6
Exons: 1
Coding region: 1-1503 (500 amino acids)
Molecular function (GO): aldehyde dehydrogenase (NAD+) activity
Source: RefSeq, a predicted model, not a curated record